Clupea harengus (Atlantic herring) is the source of this 1361-nucleotide messenger RNA. RefSeq names its product methylenetetrahydrofolate dehydrogenase (NADP+ dependent) 2, methenyltetrahydrofolate cyclohydrolase (gene mthfd2). Gene Ontology annotation, cellular component: mitochondrion. The record is from RefSeq and is a predicted model, not a curated record. Gene Ontology annotation, biological process: tetrahydrofolate interconversion. Gene Ontology annotation, molecular function: methylenetetrahydrofolate dehydrogenase (NAD+) activity; methenyltetrahydrofolate cyclohydrolase activity; methylenetetrahydrofolate dehydrogenase (NADP+) activity. Lineage: Eukaryota; Metazoa; Chordata; Actinopteri; Clupeiformes; Clupeidae.
UCAUGCACGUAUUCCAUGGGGGGGAGAGUAGGAAGGUUAAAAAGCCGCUCUUCCCGAUCGUCGACCCUGCCUAGUCUUGGCGUUUCGCUGUUGCUGCCGAUCGCUACAUCGUCUGUCUUCUGCCUUAAACAUCCUCUUGGUGUUUUAGUUAUUGCUGAACGAUGGCAACCAUAAGAGCGCUAAGGAAACUGUGCCAACUUGCUCAUCACCAGACGUGUAGUCUUCAUGUGUCCGCUUCAAGACAGGCAGCAGUUGUGAUCUCGGGCAGGAAGCUGGCGCGGCAGAUCCGGGAAGAGGCGCAGGCAGACGUGGAGGAAUGGGUCGCCGCCGGCAACCGACGGCCUCACCUCAGCGUGCUGCUAGUGGGGGACAACCCAGCCAGCCACUCGUACGUGCUCAACAAGACUAGAGCCGCAGCUGACGUGGGCAUCAGCAGUGAGACCAUCCUGAAGCCGUCCAGCACCAGCGAGGAGGAGCUGCUGGAUCUCAUCCACAAACUCAACUUUGAUCACAGAGUGGACGGCCUGCUGGUACAGCUGCCACUGCCUGAGCACAUCGAUGAGCGGCGUGUGUGUAACGCCGUGUGUCCUGAUAAAGACGUGGACGGCUUCCACGUGGUGAAUGUAGGCCGGAUGUGCCUGGAUCAGUCCACCAUGCUGCCCGCCACCCCCUGGGGAGUCAUGGAGAUCAUCAAGCGCACCGGUAUCCCCACGCUGGGGAAGAACGUGUUGGUGGCCGGACGCUCCAAGAAUGUCGGCAUGCCCAUCGCCAUGCUGUUGCACACAGACGGCAGUCACGAGAGGCCCGGUGGAGACGCCACGGUGACCAUCUCUCACCGCUACACUCCGAAGGAGCAGCUCCGGCAGCACACCCAAAUAGCAGACAUCAUCGUCGCUGCAGCCGGCAUUCCCAACCUCAUCACGGCGGACAUGAUCAAGGAGGGGGCUGCGGUGAUCGACGUGGGCAUCAACCGGAUACAAGACCCCGUGACCGGCAAGAACAGACUGGUGGGAGACGUGGACUUUGAAGGAGUGCGACAGAAGGCCAGCUUCAUCACCCCCGUGCCGGGUGGGGUGGGGCCUAUGACCGUAGCAAUGCUGAUGAAGAACACCAUCAAGGCAGCCAAGAACCUGCUGCUGACCCCCCCAGAGCGAGUGCGCAUGGUAGCCUCCUCCUAACUCCCCCCCCUCACACGACCCCUGACCCCUGGAACCCAGUCCACAUUCCAUCCAUCCCUGGCACCUGAUACGCAUCAGGAGUGACUGACUGGCAGGCAGAAAGGCAAUAGCUUUAACUUCUAUUUUUAUUCUCCAAACUAGUCCGACCCCCCAGUCAUGUCCAUGUUCUCACCUCUUACACAC